GAGCGCCCCAGCCCCCCCUGCCAGCGGAUGCGGGGCAGAAGACGAUUGAGUGGAUGGACAGGCUGCGAUACGCCAAGGGCGAGCUCAGCACGGCCAAGAUCCGAGGCAACAUGCAGCGCGUCAUGCAGAACAACGCUGCUGUGUUCCGCACCCAGGAGACUCUGGCGGAAGGGUGUGAGUUGAUCGAUGAGACGUGGAAGUCGUUUGAGCAGGUGGGAGUGACGGACCGCAGCUGCGACCUGAUCGAUGAGACGUGGAAAUCCUUUGAGCAAGUGGGCGUGACGGAUCGCAGCCUGGUGUGGAACACAGACCUGGUGGAAACAAUGGAGCUGGAGAAUCUGCUCACCAACGCGCUCAUCACCAUGCACUCUGCUGAGGCGAGGAAGGAGAGCAGAGGAGCUCACGCCCGUGAAGACUUCCCGAACCGUGAUGACACCAACUGGAUGAAGCACACUGUCGGGUAUUGGGAUAACGGCAAGGUGAAGCUUGAUUAUCGUCCCGUCCACAUGAACACACUGGACGAUCAAGUGCAAACCUUCCCACCCAAGGCUCGGGUGUACUAG
Messenger RNA from Closterium sp. NIES-65, 563 nucleotides. The record is from the annotation of a GenBank genome assembly. Lineage: Eukaryota; Viridiplantae; Streptophyta; Zygnematophyceae; Desmidiales; Closteriaceae.